UAGACAAUUGGAGAUCGGUUUUCUGGUCGCGAGAAUUAUGGAGAGCAGGAGGGCCGAAGUAGGGAAGCCGAUGAUGCUGCUGUUAUGCGGCACCCUGGUAUACUAUCACUGUGCCUACCGGAAUUCUAGCCUCGUUUCUUUGGUCUCCGAUGUCUUCAUCGUUCUCCUCUGCUCCCUCGCCAUUCUCGGCCUUCUCUUCCGUCAAAUGAACAUAUCGGUCCCAGUCGAUCCACUUGAAUGGCAAAUAACUCAGGACACUGCUAAUAGCAUUGUUGCGUGGUUCGUUAAUACCAUAGGUGCAGCCGAGUCUGUAUUAAGAGUUGCAGCAACAGGGCAUGACAAGAGACUGUUUCUAAAGGUGAUUUUUUGCCUUUAUGUAUUGUCUGCUUUAGGAAGAUUGGCCCUGGGUGCAACAGUUGCCUAUGCUGGAUUAUGCUUGUUUUGUCUUUAUAUGUUUAUGGAGUGUUCUCAUUCACUUAGCUCAUGUGUGGCCUGGUUCUUGGGAAAAAGAAAUGACAACGGGGAAGAGCAAGACACAAUGUAGCAUAUUAGGUUUGCACUUGACUUGUGGUGCAAGAUUUUGUGUGUACAUUGAAAGUUAGCUAAUCACCAAUCAAAUAACCUAUUGUGAAUGAUUUACUUUGUAAAUUAUAAGGAUCAGAGGGGAUGGUUAUGCUGUUAAGUAAACUGUUGAAAAAGCCCGAGCAGGCCGCUUGACAUCAAUGGCAAUCCUUUUGACAUGGAAAUAGAAACAGAUGAGUUAAUUGUAAACAUGUGUUAUUCUGGUUAAUACUAUGCUUGUUUCUAUUCUCA
This is a messenger RNA of Neltuma alba, 813 nucleotides long. Its product is annotated as reticulon-like protein B22. The coding region runs from base 38 to 544 and encodes 168 amino acids. Lineage: Eukaryota; Viridiplantae; Streptophyta; Magnoliopsida; Fabales; Fabaceae. The record is from RefSeq and is a predicted model, not a curated record. The transcript is spliced from 6 exons.